AUGAAGUUCCUCUGUCUGCCGGGAGGCUAUUGUUCUGCGAAUGGUUUCAAAGCUCAAAUAGCGCCGUGCUUCAAUUCUCUUACAUCUAGUGGAGAGGUCGACUUCCAGUAUAUUCAGGGCGAAGUUGAGGUGCACCCCGCGACCGAUUUUCUAGGCUUCUUCGGCCCGCCGCCUCACUACUCAUUUCUCAAUGCCGAUGGCCAAAAUGGGGGGGUGUUAAUGAACAUGCGAGAUUUCCCAAAACGGGAUACCCCCGAAGAAGCCCUAAGGGCCGCCAUAGAUGUGUCUGGGGAUCCCACAUAUUCCUGCAUAAAAGACGUUAUGCAGCGUCUCAUUGGCAUCCUGGAUGACGAUGACGAGUUUGAGGGUCUCAUUGGAUAUUCAGAAGGCGCUUCAGUCGCGGCAUCGCUUCUGAUGGAAGAACAACGACGAGCGCAGCUGGGUCGUAAACCUCGAAUCAAAUGCGCAGUCUUGUUCUCAGGGUGGCCACCUGUCCAUCCAACCACUGGCAAGCUUGUUGUGGCGGAUGACUUCGACACAGAGCCGAUCACUAUACCGACGUGUCAUGUCAUUGGCGCCUCGGACCCUUUUCUUGAUGGCUCAAUGGCUUUGUACAACAUGUGUGACCCCGAUACUGCAGAUUUGUUCGACCACGGUGGAGGCCAUGUUCUUCCACGAGCCAAGAAGAACGUUGAUGAGCUGGCUUCUGUCAUCCAUGAGAUGAUCAACUCAGUGGCCUGA
Penicillium salamii is the source of this 741-nucleotide messenger RNA. NCBI's taxonomy places the organism in Eukaryota, Fungi, Ascomycota, Eurotiomycetes, Eurotiales, Aspergillaceae. The record is from the annotation of a GenBank genome assembly.